AUGGCUUGCUUGCGUUACUUGCUGACUUGCGCUUCGGCGCAACGCGUUGAAGAUAACCACAUUAAAUUGAAAACUUUCUUCUUUGGCAAUCCUCAAAGAUUUCUGGGGCCUUAUUCGCACUCAGCUGCCCAGAACAAUACGACAGAUGGGGUGGCGCUGGACGGACAACUCUCGAAGACCUUCUUGACCGCGGCUGCAUGUCUUUCUCUGAUAUUUGAUCAAGCGGUGUGUACUGUUUGCGCUUGUAGUUGGGGCGGCUUUCUUGUGCAGCUCUUCCUACAAGUUGGCUUAGCUGCCUGA
Molecule: messenger RNA, 300 nt
Organism: Caenorhabditis auriculariae
Lineage: Eukaryota; Metazoa; Nematoda; Chromadorea; Rhabditida; Rhabditidae
Source: the annotation of a GenBank genome assembly